Messenger RNA from Seminavis robusta, 441 nucleotides. The record is from the annotation of a GenBank genome assembly. Lineage: Eukaryota; Bacillariophyta; Bacillariophyceae; Naviculales; Naviculaceae.
AUGCUUGCAAAAAUUCUGCCUUUUGCACCAGUUGUUUGUGUUGUCUCCACUUGUCUCCUUGUGGCAAGUGCCAUUGCCCAAGUGGCAGACCCAAUCAAGAGUGCUGGCAUGGCGUUGCAGAUCCCUGUGUUGUUCCUUCACUUGCUCGGCGGUCUUGUGGGUUACGGGCUACCAAGAUUCUGCGGCUUUGAUGAAAUCUCUUCCCGUACCAUGGCUAUCGAGACAUCUAUGAAAUCCUCUGCCUUUGGUUUCUUGUUGGCCAAACUUCACUUUGGUGACUACGCUGCCCGUGUGCCUUCGGCUGUCAGUGUGUUUUGGAUGGCUCUAACAGGAUCCAUUUUGGCUGUCAUCUGGAGGUACAUCCCUGUCAAAGAGCCAACUGGAGAUGAAGUGAGCCCUCUUAAGAAAUGCCUCCAAUUCGUUGGCCUCGCCAAGGAGUAA